This is a messenger RNA of Pelobates fuscus (common spadefoot toad), 1472 nucleotides long. Its product is annotated as lysophosphatidylserine lipase ABHD12-like. Gene Ontology annotation, biological process: monoacylglycerol catabolic process; phosphatidylserine catabolic process. Gene Ontology annotation, cellular component: endoplasmic reticulum membrane. NCBI's taxonomy places the organism in Eukaryota, Metazoa, Chordata, Amphibia, Anura, Pelobatidae. The transcript has 2 exons. Gene Ontology annotation, molecular function: phosphatidylcholine lysophospholipase A1 activity; monoacylglycerol lipase activity. Bases 301 to 1398 code for a protein of 365 amino acids. The record is from RefSeq and is a predicted model, not a curated record.
CUUCUUUUCUAGCUGCUCUAUCUUUUCCUCGGAACUGCGAUCAGGCAGAAGGACCUCCACAGUGUAGCCAAUCUUCUUGGCAUGAAUAAAGCUGUAUGUGUUAUCAAAGCGAAGAACGUCUAGAAGGUAAAAAGAACAGAGCUUGAACACACUGCGAGCAGAUGUAGAACAGUCAUAAAAGCAAGCCGUGUUCUUAUUGAAGAUGAAGCAAUAAAUAUAGAGGAAGUAAGGAUCUCUUUUCUUUUUUGAACUAUUUGAGUUUGUACAUUCAUUAUUCGAGAGCCAAGCCAGGACACAGACAUGAAACGGCGGGAUCCUCCAAAUAAAAGGGCCACUGGAAUCCCAUUACAUGGCAGAGGCUCGGAAACAAAAUCUAGAGAUGGUACGACAAAACAUUUCUCAAAAAAUAAGAAAAGAUCUUCAUCUUGGUGGCUUACCUGUUUGAAAGUCUUUGGGUUGAGUCUUCUUGUGGUCUAUGUUACCGUCCCAUUCAUCAUUAGGCUGUUCCCAGUAUUGCUCGCCAAGGUAGUUUAUUUAAACAUGGUGAAGAUGCCAUUUUUUGUUGAUACAAGGCAGCCCGGAGAGAUCCUGAAUCACACCACCAGUUUCUACCUCGCACCCGAAGAAGGGAUCACGGUGGGUGUCUGGCAUACUGUGCCCACCAGCAGGGGAGAAGAGGCAAAAGGCAAGGAACAGAGCUGGUAUGAAGCUGCUCUGUCAGAUGAGAACCCGGUCAUAAUCUAUCUCCACGGAACUGGGGGGACCAGGGCUUUAGACUUCCGAGUGCAACUUAUAAAGGUUCUCAGUGCUUCCGGCUUUCAUGUCUUGGCUAUUGACUAUAGAGGUUUUGCCGAUUCCACCGGAGAACCGAGUGAGGAGGGUGUGACGGAGGACUCUGUGUAUUUAUACCAAUGGGUGAAAGCUCGGAGCCGCGGGAGCCCUGUCUGUUUGUGGGGGCAUUCCCUGGGCACCGGAAUAGCAACGAAUGCAGCCAGAAUUCUCCAAGAAAGGGGGAACUCACCGGAUGCGGUUAUUCUAGAAGCGCCAUUUACCAACAUACGGGAAGCAGGUGCUUAUCAUCCUUUUGUAAAAAUUUACCACAUAUUCCCCGGGUAUGAAUAUUUCCUUCUGGAUACAUUUGCUUUGAGCAAUAAUGUAUUUCCCAACGAUGAAAAUGUUAAAGUUCUAUCCAGUCCUCUUUUAAUAUUGCACGCAGAAGAUGAUCAAGUUGUACCGUCAUCACUGGCCAAAAAGCUCCAUAAAACAGCCCUGAUUGCUCCUCAUUCCCGCGAGGUUAUGCUGGUUUUAUUCCAUGCGGAUCUUGGCUACAAACACAAUUUUAUCUAUAAAGAACCCAAACUGCCAGGCAUAAUAUGGAAUUUCUUGAACUCCAUAUGAUCCGUGGCAUCUAUACCUGGAAAUAUACUGACCUGCAUGUGUGCACAUUUCUCAAUAAAUACUAAUUUUGUUUA